AUGCAGGGGGCGAAGGAGAAGGUGGGGGACGCGGCGAGCUCGGCGAAGGAGAAGGUGAGGGAGUUCAAGGCGAAGGCGGAGGAAAAGGCGGAGAAGGCGGCGGCUGUGACCAAGGGGCAGAAGGCGGCGGCACACGAGCGGGCCAAGGCCAAGGAGGCGGCGGCGGAGAUGGAGAAGCACCAGGAGAAGGCGGAGCACCGAGCACAGAGGGAGGCCGCCGGAGGCCACGUCACCCACGUCCCCCUCUCGCACGUGCCGGGCGCGCACCGCCAGCACCCCUUCUCAGCGGCGCCGCCAGACCCCCGGUACCCGGCGGCGGCUCCCCCCGCCGGUGAGAAGUUCUUCUAG
This is a messenger RNA of Spirodela intermedia, 348 nucleotides long. NCBI's taxonomy places the organism in Eukaryota, Viridiplantae, Streptophyta, Magnoliopsida, Alismatales, Araceae. The record is from the annotation of a GenBank genome assembly.